AUGACGAAGCAGGUGGGGAAAGGAAUGGCAUUGGAAACAAGCAUAUUCAAACUGGACUCUCCUUCUUCUAGCAUGCUUGACCUCUGCAUGGCGCCCGGUGGGUUUACUGCGACGGCCGCAAAGGAACUUCCAAGACCACUUAUCGAUGCUGUUACCCUCCCAACCAAAACUGGUGGCUACGAAGUAUUGGCCAAGAAUAUUUGCCAAAACAUCAUAUAUGCGGACAUCACAAUGUAUCCCACGGAAAUGGCUUGCCAGGAAGACAUUCCGACGGCACAUCCUGAUUCCAGCAUUUUCGAACUAUGUCAGCCGUUCCUUUACAACCGAUACGAUAUAGCAAUCUGCGGAGGAGCUGUAGGUAGAGAUCACCCCAGAGGAAAUUACCGCAGCAACUGUGAGGCUCAGCGUUUGAUGGUCUCACAGCUAGUAUUCGCAAUGCAUCGUCUCAAGCCCGGGGGCUCCAUUGUCCUACUUCUCCACCGUGUCGAGUCUUGGGAGACAGUAUGCAUACUUCACGCUUUCAAUCAGUUUUCUGAUAUUCAACUUUAUAAACACCCCAAGGCACAUGCUAUCAAAUCAUCUUUUUAUCUUGUUGCAAAAAAAGUGAACUUGGAGCACCAUGCUGCCGGAGAAUCCAUGAAAUAUUGGAAAAGUCUCUGGAAAUACCUGACUUUCAGAGAAUUUGAAGAAGUUCCAUUCGCCCGGUCAAAUCUGUAUAGGUCCGAUGAUGCGUUCGUGGAAACAAUGCGAGAUAGUUUCGGCCCUCAAUUUCUCAGAUUAGCGGAACCUAUCUGGAAAGUCCAGGCAGAAGCGCUUCGCAAUGCCCCUUUUAUGCGACAUGCUUAA
Messenger RNA from Penicillium samsonianum, 846 nucleotides. RefSeq lists its product as uncharacterized. The transcript has a single exon. NCBI's taxonomy places the organism in Eukaryota, Fungi, Ascomycota, Eurotiomycetes, Eurotiales, Aspergillaceae. Bases 1 to 846 code for a protein of 281 amino acids. Gene Ontology annotation, biological process: methylation. The record is from RefSeq and is a predicted model, not a curated record. Gene Ontology annotation, molecular function: methyltransferase activity.